ACGCAACCAAUAGCAACCGUUGGGCGCAGAGGGAACGCAGGUCCAGUAGGUGCUCCCCAGCCAAAAACGGGCCGAAAAGAACGGCCCAAAAAAAGACAACAAGGGUGGUAAAAAUAUCGUAUCCCCGCUCUAUCGAAAAGAGGGGAGAUGGGGAAGAGCAGAAGAAUCCAACAGGCAGUGUCGACCGAUAGAACGGACGCCAUGACCGCACCACGGGCAGUGCGCUGGGUGGAGGAUGAGGCUGAACCGAGCGAUCACUGAUUAGCGAUCGGAUCCGUCUGAGCAGGUCGUGGAGGAGAUCUUUUUGCGGGGUUUUUUUUCUUCUUCAAAUUGUAUUCUGUGCUACUGCUGUUGCUGUUUUUUGGUGGUAAUAGAGGCAGCCGGCCGCGGUGUCAUCGCAGUCAGACUUUCGGCUACUUCGGCAACAGCGGAGUACACUCGGCAGCGGCGUGCCCCGGAAGCAGCUUCGAAACCGCGCGCGCAUAUUGGCACUACACGUGCGCUAGAGUGAUCGGUGUCCGGUGUUGGGAUUCCCCCGUCCCCUCUGUACGGAUUUUCGUCAGUGAUUGUUUUGGUGAUUUUGAAUUGCAUCUUAUUGCGUGGAUUGUUUUUUUUUUGUUGUGAGUUAUUGUUGGAUCCAUCGUCACUGCUGCUGGUGCACAAAAAUCCUCGUGAAGGUUCCUGUGCGAUGGUGUUGUUGUGCUAGUGUGUCCAGCGUCCAUCUCCAACCAUCCCUUGGUCGAUCGCACAAACGCACGCAUCAUGUUCAACUGCCGCACGCUGACGCUUUACUUUCACAUACCGCUGGCUGCGGUGCUGCUCUACUGGUACCGGCCCUAUCUGUUUGACCAGUUUACCGUCGGUACGACACAGGCUCCGCCACCACCACACCAUGCCACAUCGGACGCGCUGGUACCGCCCGAUCCGGGCCACACUGAUCUCUCGGUGAAGUUGUCCUACUCCACCCUGCACAUGUACGAGACGGCGGCCAUCUGCUCGGAUUCGGACAUUUGCAGCAACAUCGGUCGCGACCUGCUGAAGCGGAACGGCACUGCAGUGGAUGCCGCCAUCGGGACCAUGUUCUGUGCCGGGCUGACCAACCUCCAGUCGAUGGGCUUGGGCGGCGGGUUCGUGAUGAACGUCUACCGGCGAGCGGAGCGACGGGCCUACACGCUGGACGCACGCGAAAUCGCCGCCGGCCAGGCAACGGAGGAUAUGCACCUGCACGAUCCGAGCACGACGAACGAGGGCCCCCUGUCGGUGGCGGUACCGGGCGAGCUAAAGGGUUACUGGGAGGCGCACCGGCGCUUCGGCCAGCUGCCGUGGGCGGAGGUGGUCCGCCCGAGCCGGGAGCUGUGUCGCCGGGGCAUACCGAUCUCGAAGCACAUGCAAGACUCACUGUCCUUUAACUCGAAAGCACUGCUAGACGAGCGGAUCAGGGAUCUCUUCACAGAUCCAGCCACCGGGCGGCGCAAAGUGCAGGGCGAUCUGAUACAACCGACGCAACUGUGCGAUACGCUCGAUCACAUCGCGACCGAGGGUGGUGACACGCUUUACCAGGGUCCCCUGGCGGAAGAGUUUGCAGCAGAUCUCAAGGACAUGGGUAGCAUCAUAACGCUGGAAGACCUACGAAGCUAUCGUGUUCGCUGGAACGAAUCUAUACCGAUUGAUCUGAAUGGAGAUACAAUGUACGUGGCGCCUCCUCCGGCAAGCGGUGUCCUACUGGCAUUUAUCAUGAACAUCCUCAAGGGCUAUCACUUCCAGCCAGAUGAUGUGCGCAGCAUCGAGGAAACAAUCCUCACCGUCCACCGUAUCGUGGAGGCGUUCAAGUUUGCGUACGGGAAGCGAACAGAAAUCGGAGACCCAUUGUUCGUGGAUAUUGCGGAGCUGACGUCCAAUCUCACCUCGAUCGAGUACGCGGAAGCGAUACGUGCCCGUAUAGAUGAAAUGAAAACCGGAACCAAACCGGGCGACUAUGACGGAUACUUCUUUACGCCAAACAAUGAAGGCACGGCACACAUUUCUGUGCUAGCACCAUCUGGAGAUGCAGUGUCGGUGACUAGCUCGGUCAACUUCUACUUCGGAGCGGGCCUGAUGGGACCUCGUACCGGGAUCAUCGUGAACAGUGGGAUGGAUGACUUCUCUUCUCCAGGACUGCGUAAUUAUUUUGGACUGCCCGGCUCGAAGGCUAACUUUAUUCGGCCUCGAAAGCGAGCUCUAUCCUCCAUGUCACCCACGAUCGUGACCGAUCCGGACCAUGACGUCAAGCUGGUCGUUGGAGCAGCCGGUGGAACUAAAAUUACCACCGCCGUUGCAUUGACCAUAAUGCGUGUCCUAUGGUUUGGAUAUGAUAUAAAAGAAGCUAUUGAUGCGCCACGGUUUCACCAUCAAUUGAUCCCGAUGGCAGUACAGUACGAGUAUGGCAAUUUGGAUCUGAUCGUGAAGGGCCUGAGAGCAAAAGGACAUCACACGAUGCGAUAUCGGGAACGUGGUUCCAUCAUAUGUGCCAUCGCCCAGAAUGCAUCCGGCAUUUACGCGAAUGCCGACUUCCGGAAGGGUGGCGAUGUUGCCGGUUUUUGAAACAUUAUCCAAAAAGAAAGUCAUAGUCGCAUUCAAGUGCAACUUAGCCUUAAAACUAAUAAGAUAGGUAUGGUUAGGAGCAAUCGUUAUAAAAUAGUCACAGCAUUUAAGCAACAUCAAUCUUAAACCAAGGAAAAGACGCGCGUCUGGUGUCUAUCGGUGUCUUUUACUCUCUUUCUCUCGUGGUGCUAGCUAGAUAGUGUACAGUUUUUGUAAAAUGUUACUAGGUACAAUUUAUGUUUAUCAGUUAAGGUAAACGUGCCAUUUUCCCUUUAAUUCAAGGGUUAAAUGGGUAAAUAUGGAAGAAUUCUACUAGAAUUUGAGGCCGCAUAAGCAAUCUAAAUAAAGCAAAUCAAAUUGUCCACUCAA
Anopheles merus is the source of this 2949-nucleotide messenger RNA. RefSeq names its product glutathione hydrolase 1 proenzyme-like. Gene Ontology annotation, molecular function: glutathione gamma-glutamate hydrolase. The transcript has 10 exons. The record is from RefSeq and is a predicted model, not a curated record. Gene Ontology annotation, cellular component: plasma membrane. NCBI's taxonomy places the organism in Eukaryota, Metazoa, Arthropoda, Insecta, Diptera, Culicidae. Gene Ontology annotation, biological process: glutathione catabolic process. Bases 763 to 2580 code for a protein of 605 amino acids.